Nicotiana tabacum (common tobacco) is the source of this 716-nucleotide messenger RNA. RefSeq lists its product as uncharacterized. The record is from RefSeq and is a predicted model, not a curated record. NCBI's taxonomy places the organism in Eukaryota, Viridiplantae, Streptophyta, Magnoliopsida, Solanales, Solanaceae.
UCUCUCUCUCUCUCUCUCUCUCUCUCUCUCUCUCUCUCUCUCUCCACUUUACAAUUAAAUCUACCUAAAAUCUCUCUGCUACUUGUGUACAAUAGUUCAUCAAUGGAGGGAAAGCAGAUUGCAGUUGUACCAGAAACUCCCAUUAAUGAAUCCCUACAGGAAACAGUUCAAUCAAAAACUCCCAUUAGUAAAGAAGCUACUGUUGCUGUAGAACCAGAAACACCGCCGCUACUAAUUCGACCAACAAUUGUUCUUCAAAAUUCUCCAAUCAAAAGUGGGAAUACCCCUGAUCGCCUUAAGCUCCCUAAGCCAUUCAAAUACCCUGAAAGGUACACAAGUCCAACUGAUCAAAUGAUGUCCCCUGUUUCGAAGAGGCUUCUAAUUGGUAGAAAUAGAAAGGCCAGCACACUAUUGCCAUUGCCACCCUCCAAAAAUCGACCACAUCAUCAACCUAUGGUUCAAGGUUUACAGCUUCAGGAGUCUGGUCUUUGUCAACGUUUGAAUUGCUGAUAUUGGGAUUAUUCAUUUUUAUGACUUCCAUCAAUAUUAUUGUAGCUUCUAAGUCUACUAAGUGAUUUUACCUUUACAAAUCCUCCUGUAAUGCGAAAAGAAUAUGCUUUUAUAAAUAUAAAUAUGUAAACUUUGACCGCAAAAUUCUUGGCUUGGUCACUGAGUUGAAUAUAAAGUUUCCUUGUCUCCGGCCAUGCUAAAAAAGU